AUGGGGAACAUCCAUCUUUGUAGGCGUGUUCAAAUCGAAGUGGGCGUUUCUGUAGAGAACAAGGCAGGUAGGUAUUUAGAUUCUGAAGAAUUGAACAAAUCCGAAACUUUUCUCUUAAAAUUUGCCCAAAGUGAAUAUUUAGAAGAAUUGAAUGCUUUAAUGAAAGGUGAGAAUGUGAAAGGUAAAAGUAAAUUGUCUUCUCUUAAUUGUUUUAUUGAUAAAAAGGGUCUUAUACGUGUUGGAGGUCGAAUUGUAAAUUCAAGUGUUAAUGAUUAUACUAAACAUCCAAUUGUCCUUCCAGCAAAACAUCCCUUAACCUAUAUGAUUGUACAUUAUUUUCAUUUGAAAUAUUUACAUGUCGGAGCACAAACUUUAUUGUACUUAAUACGUCAAAAAUAUUGGCCUGUGAACGGCAGAAAUUUGUGCAGGUUGGUAAUACACAAUUGUGUUACGUGCACAAAAAACAAACCAGUUUUAGAGCAACAAUUAAUGGGUCAGUUACCUAAAGAACGAAUCGAACCUUCUCCUCCAUUUACCAUAACAGGUAUUGAUUUUUGUGGACCAUUUUAUAUAAAAUUUAAAGGACAAAGGAAAGGUGUUUUAAAUAAGAUAUAUGUUGCAAUUUAUGUAUGUUUCUGUACUAAAUCAAUACAUUUAGAUUUUGUAAGUGACUUAACAUCAACAGGGUUUAUAGCUAGCUUGAAAAGAUUUUUUUCUAGAAGAGGUAAGGCCUCUAAAAUUUUCACUGACAAUGGACGAAAUUUCGUGGGUGCAGACGCUGAACUGAAACGGCUUUUCAAAAUUAUUAAUUCACCAGAUGAACCUUUGGCUCAAUAUUUUGCCGAGGAAAAAAUUGAUUGGCAUUAUAACCCCCCAAGAUCACCAAAUUUUGGAGGAUUAUAUGAAGCCGGCGUUAAAUCUUUUAAAUUCCACCUAAAACGGAUAGCGGGAAACUCCAAUUUUACUUUGGAAGAAUUCAUUACAGUUUUAGCGAAGAUUGAAGGAGUAUUAAACUCCAGGCCAUUGACUCCAUUGUCAGCUGAUUUCGAAAACUUUGAUACCCUAACACCUGGGCAUUUUCUUAUUGGGAGACCCAUCACUUCCAUUACAGAACCUCAACUUGCAGAUAUCAAUGAAAAUAGACUCAGUAAAUGGGAAAAGAUUUCUAAAAUUUCUCAAAAAAUUUGGAGACUUUGGAAGAGAGAUUAUUUAAGUAAUCUCCAAGAACGCCACAAAUGGCAGUUCAGUAAAGAUAAUGUUAAAAUUGGAACUUUAGUGUUGGUGAAAGAAGAGAAUUUGCCAGCAACUAAAUGGUUAACAGGAAGAAUUGAGGAAAUAUUUAGGGGAAGUGAUGGGAAGGUUGAAAUUACGUGUAUGUAUAUUUGA
Parasteatoda tepidariorum (common house spider) is the source of this 1386-nucleotide messenger RNA. RefSeq lists its product as uncharacterized. The record is from RefSeq and is a predicted model, not a curated record. Gene Ontology annotation, biological process: DNA integration. Lineage: Eukaryota; Metazoa; Arthropoda; Arachnida; Araneae; Theridiidae. Gene Ontology annotation, molecular function: nucleic acid binding.